ACCCCCAUGUUUGAAAUAAUUUAUGUCGUCAGGCGGCAAAAUUUAAGUGUAAUAUUCGUAUAAAAUAGAGUUGUACUUUUAUUUUUCAGAAGGAAAAGAAAUGGAUUGCUUAGAAAACAAACGUUUUUUAUGUGAUAUUUGCAAUUCUGGAUUCAGUCAGAAGAGUAAUUUAUACGCUCAUCGCCGCACUCAUACUGGUGAAAGACUUUACAUAUGUCCGGAUUGUGGAAAAUCAUACGCCAAACGAUCUACCCUCAAUCUCCAUUGUUUGACUCAUCUUGAGGUAAAACCUCAUCCCUGUGAUUUGUGCCCUAAAAGAUUUAGUCUGAGAACUCAGCUCAAGCGACAUUAUACAACUCAUUUUAAAACUAAGCCUUUCAGUUGUGAUAUUUGUAACAAAAGUUUUAGUGACAAGUGUGAGCUUGCUAAUCAUAUAUUGAUUCACACAGGAGAAUCUCCUUAUACUUGCGAGUUCUGUAAUAAAGCUUUUGAUAGGUAUUCCAGAUUAGAGACCCAUAUUUUAUCUCAUACUGGAGAGAGAGCAUUUGUCUGUGAACUAUGCCAAAAGAGAUUUAUUCAUAAAUCUCAAUUACAGUAUCAUUACAGAACUCAUACUGGAGAAAAACCAUAUAUUUGUGAACUGUGUAACAAAGGCUUUAUGCAGAAUUCUGCUUUAAAAGUUCAUUAUUUAACACAUACUGGGCUAAAACCAUUUCAAUGUGAAUUUUGUAAUAAAUGGUUUCGGACUAAAUCCGAUCUUAAUAAGCAUGCUUAUACUCAUGGCGGAGAAAAACCUUUCAAGUGUGAAGUCUGUUUAAAAAGUUUUAUACAGAAAGGAGCACUUGAGAUACACAAUUUUAUCCACACUGGAGAAAGGCCACAUAUUUGUGAAUUUUGUAAAGUUGGUUUCCGAGCCAAAGCCCAUCUCAGGAAACAUUAUAAAACUCAUAAGAGAUAUAGAAUUCAGCAAGAGAAACAAAAUUUGAUGCAGACAGAAAUAUUUACAAAAACAGAGGUAGAGAAACAUAUAGUUGUCUUAAAUGACUUAGAAACAGAAAAAAAUUCGCAAGUUCUACGUGAAAAAAAGAAUUACGCAAAAUCAUGUUGAAAUUACAGAUUGAACUGAAUGAGAAUUUAUAUACUUAUGAUAGGAGAAUAUAAUGCAGUUGCCAGAUUUUUUUUUUUUUUUGUGUGUGUGUGUGGUAAUUCUGAGUUCUCUUCAAGAUGAAAGCCAAUCGAGAUGAAGUUUUAGCCAGUUCUAACUUUCUGAGUAAUGGCAUGGUGUCCUUUGCUUAUACGCAAUGUAUUUGAUACCAUAUCUGAAUAUCAAAAUAUUGCUGGAGAAUUUAUCACUUCUUUAUACUCUCUUUUUCAUUUGAAAUAAAUGCUAAUGAUUA
Molecule: messenger RNA, 1397 nt
Organism: Argiope bruennichi
Lineage: Eukaryota; Metazoa; Arthropoda; Arachnida; Araneae; Araneidae
Product: gastrula zinc finger protein xLCGF3.1-like
Exons: 2
Coding region: 101-1108 (335 amino acids)
Biological process (GO): regulation of transcription by RNA polymerase II
Cellular component (GO): nucleus
Molecular function (GO): RNA polymerase II cis-regulatory region sequence-specific DNA binding; DNA-binding transcription factor activity, RNA polymerase II-specific
Source: RefSeq, a predicted model, not a curated record